Messenger RNA from Gordionus sp. m RMFG-2023, 3582 nucleotides. RefSeq names its product retinoblastoma-like protein 1. Gene Ontology annotation, cellular component: chromatin; nucleus; transcription regulator complex. NCBI's taxonomy places the organism in Eukaryota, Metazoa, Nematomorpha, Gordioida, Chordodea, Parachordodidae. Gene Ontology annotation, molecular function: RNA polymerase II transcription regulatory region sequence-specific DNA binding. The transcript is spliced from 21 exons. The record is from RefSeq and is a predicted model, not a curated record. Bases 50 to 3406 code for a protein of 1118 amino acids. Gene Ontology annotation, biological process: regulation of transcription by RNA polymerase II; cell differentiation; negative regulation of G1/S transition of mitotic cell cycle.
UAUAAAGGAUGAUACUUGGAAUAUAUUCUCUAAAAUUGAUAUCAACUAUAUGCUCGAAGGAAACAAAAAGGAAUGGCUAUUAUGUGCCAUAUUUGGUGAAUGUAUGAAUAAAAAAUUGCCAACAAUUGAUUCUCCAACCUAUAUGACAAGUGAGGCUAAUUGUAUUUCCCUUAUAAAACUCUUGAGAUACAUAAAUAUAAACAUAUUGACCUUCUUUGAUAAGAUGAAAAAAUGGUGCAGCAUGGCAUCCAGUAAUUAUUCCGAUUCAAAUGUCUCUAACGAUCUCAGAUAUCGAAUCAAUACUCUCGAAAGAAAAUUUCACGUGACUAAAUGUUUGUUUUAUUCAAAAUUUAUCUCGCUUUUCAACCACACCUUCCACACAACCGAUUUACUGACCAAAGCAGACGAUAAUAAUUUUAUGCUUCAUUCAAUUAUCGAUAAAUUAAUACCGGAUUUGGGUGAAAAAAAUUGCACGAAUCAGGAUUUGAACAAAGAGGACAAAGAAACUUCUAUACGAAAUAAUAGGAAAAAUCUUAGCAAGUCGGAUAUUUUCGAAUUUUCAUGGCUCUUUUUCGUAUUCGUCAAAGGUAAAGUUGAAGGAAUGAGUGAAGACCUGGUGAACAGUUUUAACUUACUUUUGUGCUGCUUGGAUCUCAUAUUUAGCGAUUACAUUAACAAUUGCCACAAAAUGUCGUUGACUUGUUUAAUCGAUAAAGAAAUUACAGAUGCGCUAAAUGAAAAAGAUUUAAUAACCCUCUUUUGUGAAUCAACUCAUAGCACGUCCCUCCUAUUGGAUGUCAAAACUUACAAAGUUUAUGAAUUCGAAAAUCACCUGAAAUCGUUGCAAAUUACCCUCAAUCCUGCUCUGAAAACGGAUUCUAACGAUACCUUGAAAGGAAUGAUAAAACCUGCUAAUUACGAAUAUAACUGGCAAAAAUUGAACAAGUUAUACGAGGAGAUCUUCAUUUCAACACAAGAUGGUUUCAUAGAUGAAAGAAUAUUUUUAGGUGAGUCAUUCAUAUCGGCCAAGAUAAACACUCCUACGAAGCUUCUCAAGAAUUACAAUACAUCUUCGACCCUGGAUGAUAUUGCCAACCAAUUUGAAAAUCCUGAUCUCGAUCAAGAUAAUUCGAACAAGAAUAAUGGGGACGCGUCUAUCAAGAAACACGUUAAUAGCGCCAAGAAGAAAUUGUCGGAUUAUUUUGAUAAGACCACCGAUUCGCAUGUCACUUUGACCCCUCUACUGGGCAGAAAGUUCUUGGUUCACAAAUGUCGAUCAGCAGAUGAUCCUUCACUCAUGACGACCUCCGCUAACCUCAACGAAGAAGAACUACAACGAAGUAUCUCUGGCGGCAGCUUUACUCGAAGCGAUAAUAAGCAGAUGGUCAAAUUGAAGGGAAUCAUGCAUUCCUACAUGGAUCAUAGAAGCGUAUUGACCAGUUUAGAUGAGCCAGGUGCGAUAAAAGAAGUUGAAGAAGAUUCUAAAGUUAUUGAAACGAAUUCCGAUGUGGUCAGCGAAGUGGAUGACAAUGAUUUGCUGGUUAUAUUGAGGAAGUGUAAACAGUCGACUAUAGCUAAAAUGGUGGAUAGAUUGAAUGCGUGCGAAGAAAAGUUUGUCAAGAAUUACAAUUAUCCUGCUGCCAGCAAAACGCCAACUAAAGAAGAUUAUAUAAGGGAGAUAUUCGAUACUGGUUGUAGCCUAUACUUUUGUUUGUUGGAAAAAAUAUUGGCCAUGGAGAAGAACACGAAAUUCACUAGCACCAAGCAAAAUGCGUCUUUCGAUUACACGACUCUCUUGGAGCAUUCCGACUUCAACACAUCCGUCUUAGCGCUAGCCUUAGAAAUCACUAUUUUCUCCUCGUCCUCUUCUCACGACGUGGCUCUCAGUCAUUCGUUGCCUCAUAGUGUCAAUCAACAGCAACCUUAUGCCGUAUUGGGCCUUUCGGCUUACGCCUUUUACAGAGUCAUAGAGCUUUGCAUAAGAGCCCAAGAUAAGUUGAGUAGGGAGAUGGUCAAACACCUCAACAAGAUUGAAGAGGGUAUACUGGAAAGCGUCGUAUGGCAUAAUGAUUCUCUCUUGUGGGGUAUUCUUAAAAACAAUCCAGUGCCUUGGUGCAAAGAAGUCUUUAAUUCACGGAACAUCGAAUAUGUUUCAUCUUCUUUCGCUACCUUUACGCCCCCUUCCGUUCUAAAAACUAUUCACCGACACAUACCGCCAUCUACUACGAGCCUCGGCAGCCUGCUGCUAACCCCCGUAAAUGAACCAGAAAAUCACGAAAAUAACAGACCCAACAAAGAUGUAAAACCUGUGAAGAAUGGAUCCUUGGCCCUUUUUUUCAGAAAAGUUUACCACCUAACGAGCAUUCGUUUGAGGGACUUGUGCAAGAAACUGGACAUCGCCUCAUCAUCGUCGUCAUACUCGACUCCCAAUAUAUUGGCGUUAUCCGAUCCCGACCUUUCUUCUAAAAUGGAGACCCUGUUGUUGCACGCCGUGUGGACCUGCUUCGAGCAGUGUUUGGUCCAAUCAACGGCCGUUCUUUUCAAGGGCAGGCACGUGGAUCAAAUCAUAAUGUGCUGCGUUUACGUUAUGUCUAAAGUGACUGGUCAUGACAAAUCAUUUGCCGAUAUCAUGAAGCAAUACAGGACUCAACCUCAAGCUAGGAAUAAUGUCUACAGAUCGGUUUUGAUACAGGAUUCUAACGAACACAUUUCGCCCCCCACUUUACAUCCCGAUCAAUCAGAUUUUAAUCAAAACGAUGUUUCCAGGAUUCGCAGCUCAUCCACCUUGCCCCAUCACAUUAAUAAUAAAGGACCUGACCCGAGUCGGGGCGAUAUAAUCACUUUUUAUAAUUCGGUAUUUGUCGAAGAAAUCAAAAAUUUUGCUACCAAAUUCGCUUCUUUCUGUGAUAUAAUAAAAAAUCCAACAACCCCCAUCUGUCAUUCACAAUUGACACCCGUCAAUCUACUAUCCCCCUUACCACUCCUCACACCUUUAAGUGGCUCACCGGCUUUUGGUCGCAAAAAGAAAGUUUCUGUCGGACAUUUUGUAUACGUUUCACCACUUAAACCUUCUCCGUCCUUAUCCAAGAUGACGGCGCCUCUGGGGGGAGUCGAUGAUUUACUAUCAAACCGAUCCACUAGUUUUGUCUUUACUUUUGACCAAAGUCCCAGCAAGGAUUUAGACAAAUUGAACAAGAUUAUAAAACAAAAUCACCAAAAGUUAUUCACCACUAAUAAUUUGGGCAGCCCAAACUCCACCUCUGCGAAGACUGAUACAAAUAAUGAUAUAAAUAAGGAGCCGAACCUUAUAAAAAGGUUGAAAUUGGAUUUGUUAUGCAAUAAUGGCAACCCAUCUAACUCCGCAUCACCGGGAAAUUUUUCUGCCAAAAGAGGCCUUCAAUUUUGAACAAUACUGGGGAUAGAAUAUUUUGCCUUUUUUUAUUUUAUUUUUGAGGAUUUACAAAGAAAAAGUCUUCUAUAAACAAAUUCAUUUGCAUAUUUUUUUUAUAUAUAAAUACAAUUAUUUCAUAUAUAUUGUAAAUAUUGAAUUAUAUAUAUCCGACAAUAUUGUAUUCAAAAAAA